GAUUAACAGGAAAAGCUGGGAAGGACUGAGGGAACAAAGGGACUAGUGAACAUGGUGAACAUCUGAAAAACCAUCCCGAAGAAAACUUCAGGACUAAACGAAGAAACCAUCCUAACUGAACGAAGAAGAGCGGUAGAGCUUCCCCCAAGCGCGGUCGCAGCCUACCCACCCUCCAAGAAUUUCUCCUCAAAGUUGAUCUAAAGCAGUUUUUGUUGUUUUUAUUUCAACAUGAAUGCUGUUUAUCGGGGAAAGGUUUCGGGGUCAUGAAAACACCACGAAAUGGAAGACGGAAGGAAAUUGAGAGAAAGGAGUCGCGAAUAAACAAUUAUUGAAUAUUUUCGGCUUGGAUUUAUAGAAUUGAGUGAAAUAAGGACUUUUCUAAACGAGUGAUUGUGUAUUGUUUAAAAUUUUCCGAUCAUUGGUGCUACCCAGAAAAAAUGAGUGUUCAUAUAUUCUAGUGGAGUUUUCCCCCAAAAGUUUCGUGACUAUUGCUUGUGAUUUCGUCCUGGAAUAGAAUGCAUAUGGCAGAAAAAAAUAUGUAGAGACAAUCUUAUGAAUGUGAGGAAGUUUAUGAAGAAAACUGGUUAACGCUGGAAUGUCCUUAGUUGGUUCCUGUAAUAUUGGCAGUUUCGCGGCUAUGUGAGAUGGAAUCUAAACCGUUUUCUUAGUUCAUUAAUUUCAAAGUCGGGAUAUUUCCUUUUUAGGUUUUGACGAAUUGACGACAUUGGAUACCAAGCAUCGAAAAAGGAUACAAAAAGCAGUGGCCGUUUCACAAUUGAAAUGAAACUAAAAUAUCCUGAAGCGUGUUCGCAUGCAUUAGCAUAUUCGUGACCGAAUUUUGUGUAGAAGUCCUUGGUGCCGAGAGAGAAAGAUGAAAAUGUGCGUGAAUAGUCCUUCAAAAUUUACUUUGAGGACACGUUUAGCCUUGUAGUGGAUACAACGAUAGGUAGAUUAUGAAAUUGAAUUCCAACUCAAUGAACAUCUGUGCCAAAAAGUGAAAGUAGAUGGUGUUGUGUUUGUGGUGUUUAUGAGCAUAACCAUAAUACGGACGUCUUGUUUGUCGCAGCGGUGCACCCAUCGAAAUUGUCUGAAUGUCUACGGACGAUGGAAUCGACUAUCACAAACCCCUUCCGCAAUCACAGCAGAAACACCAUCUUCAUCAUUCCCAGAAUCAACAUUCCCUUAUAUCAUCCGGUCCGUCGAAUUCAUCGUUGAGUCCUAGCUCAUCAGUGACUCCGACGCAGUCACAGCAACCAUCACUGAACAGUCUAGGUCUACAUCAGCAAUCAUCGUCUUCUGCUGCUUUAACAGUCAACACAAUUGAGCGCCGAAGGAAAUCCUCACUGAGCUAUCAGUACCAACUCCAGCAGAUAAACUCUGCAGAUCUAUGCGUUGGAUCGGGAUCACCCUGCCCAUCUUUGGAACCAACUUUAGCCGUUAACGCUUCCCAAACGAUCGCCAACAAUGUCUGUUCAUCGUCGUUGCAAUCGGGGCAGAACUACUCACCAAGUCGUUAUAGUCAGCAACAUCAACACCAACAACAAGAUGGUUGCCACCUAUUCAGUGGUCGACUCUCCCUCCAUUCGAUCGAUCGCUACGACGAUUCCUUGGCCACAUGUUGCUUACCUCCGCCAUCGCCUGCUCCCAAUAGUGACCGCUUCGUUAUGGGAAUACCAUCGCCUUCGAUUUCGAGUACCCAGCAAAUCCAUCAUUACGAUCAGUCGCCGGUGCAGCAUGGCUCGUCGAAUCUCAAAUAUGGUAGCAACACCCUUCAGCGAACCCUUUCACCGAGCUCACGAUACCGCAUGUCAGAGCGUUAUCGGGAGGCUUUCCCACGGUGUGAUCGCUUCGUAACAGCAACUCAUUUUUUGGCAAACAGCACGCCACUUGUCUCCAGUGAUACCUAUGCAUAUUUGUCAUCAGCUGUACAUACACCUGUAAAGCGGUAUGUCCCAACGCCACCACCCCUUACCGAGAUCUACACAGACAUCUCCCAAUCAUCUCAUUCACCUUCACAAUGCUCUAACAACGGAGGCGGGGGAUCGCAACUACCUCAAGCGCAAAACAUCCCGCCUCAAAACCAGCAACAUCAGCAACAUGCAAGCGUAAGCACACUACCCUAUCGCUUCCGGAUGAAAUGUUGUUCAGUAGCAGACCAGGGUUCCAGCACUUCUGGUCUCCAGCCAUUACCACCUCCAGAGCAACGAAUAAGCGUCACAGAUCACUACGUAACUACGCCACGCAUGAGACCCAUGAAAUGCCACAUGAACGGAUCCUCUUCAAAUCAACAGCUAUCCAUUGCGACUGCUACCCCUUCCCCUACUGUUGUCCACCCCACUAAUCAGCCAGUUGCUCGACAGACUCGAGCCGCCUGUGUGGUAAGCGAAUAUAUGCAUAGGACCCCUAGCGUGGAAUUCUUGGGAACAGGAAAUGGACGAGUCGUGACUCCGGUGAGCGUCAUGUCUGAACCAAAUAGCAGCACAUGCUUGCAUUGUAGCACAAUGCGCCGUACAACAGGAGUCCACCAAACGACACAAACCACUGGACCAACCAGCCCCGUCCUACAAAACUCCACGACGAUGAAUGCACCUGCGUCCAAUCUUGGAGGAAUCGAAUCGACUUCAACCUGCGGUGACCAGUUCAAUUCCACCGCUUCCCCAACGCCUUCUUCAAACCCAUCGCAGACUUCUGCGGGGGCGGUGCAACCUCAGCAACACCAUCCCAAUCCUGCAAACUACCCUCCCGUUCAAUCAGUACCCCAGCCGCAACCAAAUCCUCAGAUGUUGUCCUCACAUUCUGGACUAAUUGGUAGAGCUCCUCAACCGCAGCCUGUACCGCAACAACCACAGCCGCAACCACAAAUCCAGCAUCAUGCUCUGCCAGUAUCAUCACAACCCUUGCCACACCAUCACGCUAGUUUGAGUAGUCACUCCGUGAAUAAUUCAGCGAAUAACGUGCUAAGUGCAACCCCACAACGCAACGGAACUCUCACGAUUCGUCAGCAAAUGCAACGUCUUUCACGCAAACAGCGUCUGCGGGAGUAUGUCCGCCGUGAAAUAGCCAAAUUUUUCGGGGUUGAUGUACAGACAGAAGAGGAUGAACAACUUAAGUGGAAUGAGCGUCAGAAACGUUUAGCUCUGCGUCGAUUUGGACCACUUAAACCAGAGUUGGAGCCAGUAUAUAUUGGAUCACGAUUAAGGGGCGAAAGAAGGUCCGGAGGCCAAUACAAUCCCUCUCCGCAAGUUGGAGAUCGCCCAGAUAUCCUCCCGGCACAAACUACGGACGAAAACCAGAUCCACCACCUGUACAACAGCUGCGAAUCCGGAGGCUAUGACCACGUUCCGAUCGAAAAGAAGGCAUCUGUCCCCAGCAUGAUUGCUUCCGGGUUGUCUUACAUAAUCCAGACCCUUAACAAGAGGCAACAGCGGAACCAGAAGCAAUGGUCGCGAAGCUUCGCCCCGACUCACAUAACCACACUGAAUGGCGACAAUCCAGGCGAUAUGUGCGAAGGCCUAACAGCCCUUCAGGAGGAUGAGGUAUUCUUUGAUAUCGGUGGGAAUGAUCUGGGCUGCGCGAAUGGUAACCAGGGACCUAACGGUGGCCAGAAUCAUCAGAAUCUUCAUGCUCGUCAGAUUUAUAUGGGAGAGCGGGUUCAUGGCUGGCGCACCUCGGGAGAACACCAGCAGUACCAGCACUAUCACAAUCACCAUCAACAGGCACAAAAUGUUGGGUCCUGUAUGGCACCCGGAAACAACGGAGGAAACGGUGCGGCAGGUACCAUCAAUGGCGGUGGUGGACUAUUAGGCAGUCAACAGCGAGGUGGCUACCGCGGUACUCGUAUAUCACCCCAACUCCUUGACGGUGUCCUGGACAAUUCACGACGUCCUGUCGCUCACAAAGUCAAGUUAUUUCGUUCCCAUGAGCUGGAUGAUCGUAACGACCACCGCCCCUUUUUCACGUACUGGAUUAAUACUGUUCAGAUCCUAGUUUUGAUAUUGUCCUUGAUUUGUUACGGUAUUGGUCCGAUUGGUAUUGGGGUCGAACAAAAAUCAGGACAGGUGCUGGUAACAAGUUUGAGUCUGCAAACCGUUCAACAUCAGGAGCAGAGAAAUGUAUGGAUAGGUCCGCGUGGUCAUGAUUUGGUUCAUUUAGGUGGUAAGUUUGCCGCUUGCAUGAGAAGGGAUGUAAAAAUUAUCGAAGUGAUAGCGAAAACACGGCGCCAGGAACGAGAGACGGCUUGUUGUAUUCGAAAUGACGAUUCAGGAUGUGUACAGAGUUCACAAGCUGAUUGUUCGGUGCGGGGACUAUGGCCAACGAAGUCGAUAUCUACCUGGAAAAAAUGGUCACCUGGUGAGUCGGGUCCAGGUGGCCGUAUAUCGGGAUCAGUAUGUGGUUUGGAUCCGAAAUUUUGUGAUGCUCCAGCUUCCAUUGCCCCGUACGAAUGGCCCGACGACAUAACGAAAUGGCCAAUCUGUCGUAAGACCAACUCAUUUUCACAACGAUUUCGCUUCAAGGAUCAAACGGCCGAGCAUAUGGUUUGUGAAGUAAUUGGACAUCCUUGCUGUACGGGGGUGUUUGGGGAGUGUCGCAUUACAACUCGGGAAUAUUGUGAUUUUGUCAAUGGGUAUUUUCAUGAGGAGGCGUCGCUCUGCUCGCAGGUGUCAUGUCUGAAUAACGUUUGCGGAAUGUUCCCCUUCUUUUCGACCGAAGUUCCAGAUCAAUUCUAUCGUCUUUUCACAUCAUUGUGCUUGCACGCGGGUAUCAUACAUUUAGCUAUCACGGUUGCCUUUCAACAUAUAUUCUUAGCAGACUUAGAACGUUUGAUAGGACCAAUUCGAACGGCUAUCGUGUACAUCGGGUCCGGGCUAGCAGGCAAUCUAACUAGUGCAAUACUUGUCCCAUAUAAACUUGAGGUUGGACCAUUAGCAUCAUUAGCCGGAGUAUUAUCGUCACUGGUCGUAUUAUUGCUGCUUAUACAUUGGAAACAAUUGAAAAAACCGCAUUUAGCUCUUAUGAAAUUGACGGUUCUGGUAGGAACGCUGUUUGGUAUGGGAACAUUACCUUGGCAGCAAAAUUUUGCUGGACUGAUAGCUGGACUUAUGUGCGGUAUGCUGUUGACAAUUGCUUUAGUACCAUUCGUUAGUGUAACGAAAUAUGGAAGAAAAUCAAAAAUUAAUUUAAUAUGGACUUGUAUGCUUUUUCAUCUGUUCGUUUAUGCAGUAAUGUUCGUUAUCUUUUAUAUAUUUCCAACCGAAUUUACAUCCUUUAACUUUGGUGAUGUGCUAAGCGGAAGUAUGGGAACCGAUGGAGCUGGAGGUUCGAGCGGUUCAUUCGACACUAACAUAUUAGGUGGCGGUAACACAAUUCACCAACGACAUCAUCACCACGGCGGUGAAGAUAUUGCAAUGAAUGGGGGUGUCAUGCCACCCUCAUCCCUAUCUAGUAACAAUGACCAAGUUAGCCGAAAUGGUAGUCCGCUGUUCACGUCAAUGUUUCAAGAACAACAGUCGAGGUACCAACAGCAAACCAUGCAGAUACAGCACCAUCGGAAUCUCAAUGGAAACAACAUGAAGACCUUCAGUAGUAGUUCGAUUGUAGCAUGCGAGAAGGGAAGCUGCGCACCACCCUCCAGGGAUAAUAUGAUUACCGCUGGAGCGGAAGCUUUGACAGGUUCUGGCCAAUUGGGAGCUGGUCGUGGACAUGCGGACGGCAUAGAAAUAUCAGUAAUGGACUUUAUAGAUGCAAAAAAUGGGGCUGUUGAGGAUAGACUCGCCGAUAACAGCUUAUCUGAUAAUAGGGUAAAGUUAUUUAGUAAUAAUAAAAAAAAUCUAAACGUCAACCUGGCAAGCACUGUAAGGAAACGGCUGCUCAUGACCGAUAGUAUCAAUGAUGCAAUUGUGGUCCUUCGUGAGAAUAAUGUAAAUAGCCAUCAUUCAACAAAAGGGCAAGUUGAAUUGUACCAGAGGAGAGGGGAUACGGCCGGUGACGAGGACGACAAUUCAGCUAAUGAAGACAAUUUCGUCAGUAACAGUCAUAUGCUGGGCAUUAAAUAUGCAUGCCACCAAGUGAAUUAUAUUCUAUUAUUCAUGAUAUAUUACAUAAUUAUCUUAAUUGUAUAUUAACAGAGAAUGAAACGACAAAAAAACACUCCACACAAACUAUAUGAUAAAAUAAAUUGUAUGAACAACAAAUUAUAACACACAUACAUACAGACACAUACACAAAAACAAACUGAUAUUGAAUAAAGCAACAAUUAAAAAAAAAAAAACCAGCAAACAAAAACUGAUAAGAACGAUGGUGAAUAAAAUAAAUUGCAAUUAUUGCAAAA
Molecule: messenger RNA, 6328 nt
Organism: Hermetia illucens (black soldier fly)
Lineage: Eukaryota; Metazoa; Arthropoda; Insecta; Diptera; Stratiomyidae
Gene: rho-5
Product: inactive rhomboid protein 1
Exons: 6
Coding region: 1092-6122 (1676 amino acids)
Biological process (GO): regulation of epidermal growth factor receptor signaling pathway; regulation of protein secretion
Cellular component (GO): endoplasmic reticulum membrane
Molecular function (GO): serine-type endopeptidase activity
Source: RefSeq, a predicted model, not a curated record